GCCUCAUACGACAAACUGGUCAACUGGUCAACAUCCUCUGAAGCCAAUGGCGGCGCGUUUCCCUGCAGGGUGCUUCACCCCAUAACACGGGCAGCAUUCGAUGACCGGCCGACUAGCACUUUCUCGUCGAAAGGGUCAUGUCAAGUGGAGAGGCGGGCAUCGCUCGGUCUCCGAGCCACGAGUCCUUCGGCACCGACCUCUCGCUCCUGUCCCUCUCGAGUUUAGGUUCUGAGCUGAGCCGGCUAAGGCAUGCCACUCGACCCACAAGUCGACUGCUUCAGGUGCCGAGUGAAUGCAGACGACGUCCUAUCUCUGGUGAAAUUCUCUUGGAAGAAGAAUCCCAAGUGAUCCGUAAUUGCAGUGCUUUCUCCUGUGGUCUCAUCAAGAGCUUCAGUACAGGUGAUAUUGCUGACAACCUGCAGGCUGAGAACCUUCGAGCUACCGUCUCAGAGGUUGGACGGCUCGACUUGGCCUCCCGGUCCUGUUCCACGUGGGUAGCAGUAGGUGACUCGCAGUUGCCGUCACCGCCUGCUGAACUGCCAUCCUUUACGGCAGACCUAGUGUGCUCGGUGAACAAGAAGGUCCGCCAGAUGUACAUUCGUCGAAGGUUGCUCUCAACCUACAAAGCCCUGGAACGGCUUACCAAGAGCGAGCUCAACCUGACUGUGCCGCAAGUGCAGAUCACGAGCGAUGAGCUGGACCUGUCUUCUGUAGGCUUCCACGGUGCCAACAGGACACUCACGCUGACAGCUGUUGAAAGAGAUCGGGGAAAACCACUUACCAAGUAUGAACGGAACAUGAUGAUCUUUAACUGGUUGCAGAACCUCGACGAAAAUGCCUUUGAUGAGUCCGCGUAGCUGGCUUUCAUUUCUUCCAACGAGAUCAUGCGUUGAGAACUAAACAACUAGAAAUCUGUU
Messenger RNA from Ornithodoros turicata, 917 nucleotides. RefSeq lists its product as uncharacterized. The transcript has 3 exons. Bases 138 to 857 code for a protein of 239 amino acids. The record is from RefSeq and is a predicted model, not a curated record. NCBI's taxonomy places the organism in Eukaryota, Metazoa, Arthropoda, Arachnida, Ixodida, Argasidae.